Molecule: messenger RNA, 2456 nt
Organism: Musca domestica (house fly)
Lineage: Eukaryota; Metazoa; Arthropoda; Insecta; Diptera; Muscidae
Product: gustatory and pheromone receptor 32a-like
Exons: 4
Coding region: 792-2117 (441 amino acids)
Biological process (GO): sensory perception of taste
Cellular component (GO): neuronal cell body; axon; membrane
Source: RefSeq, a predicted model, not a curated record
CUAUAGUCUAAAUCUGGCACCUUGUAAUAUUUAUAUCAGUCUUAGGUCAAUAUUGGCCAAAUUCUUCGGAACCUCUCCCAUAAAUGGUCAACAGUUUGAAUAAUCAUAACCCAAGGCUGGGGGUAUACAUCUGUCGGCAUAACCGACUGAUACUAUUUUACUUGUAAAACUUUAUUUCUGACCGCAAACCUCAGCUCGCCACCGAAUUUGUGCCACUUGGCCACUGCUUUAAUGUCCAAUUUGACCAAACAAUAACGUAAAAUGUAAUUUCGGCGGAUAACGGCGCAGAUAGCAUACAUAUGUACGCAGCUAAGGACACAGAUACAAUCAGUCCAAUGUUGAUACAACUAUUUAGUUUUGUUGACACCACCUUUAAUUAUUCAUACAGAGGAGCAUGCCAUGUGGCUGUGUACGUUUGCAUUGGCACUCGUAGUACGGAAACAGGAAUAACUUGAUACUGUUUGUUUCAGCGCUUAUUAUAAUUCCCGAUGACAAGCGUAGAUAGAAGGUGUGCUCAAUUUAAUUAAUUUUAUAUCUGGGUAAAUAUUGGAACAAAUAAAAGGAAGAACGGUCACGUGACGUACAACCCUUCGUUAGGCAACACCUAUGUAUGUGCAUAUGUGUGUUUAUACAUUACCAGCACACUCUGGGAAUGCACUUCUGCCCCGACACCCUUGCACCUGUUGAGUUCGAUAGGGCGCAUGCCAUUGUACCAUUUUUAAUGGGAUACUAAUUGGGUGCCAGCGUUUCGCAGUCGGUCAGAACUGAUUAGUUCAUCGGAUGCCAACGACAUGACAACCUCGGCAGAAAUGGCUUCAAGAAAAUUUUACGAAUAUUUGCUCAAAGUGCGUGCCUACUUUCUGGGUAAUUUCAGCAGCUCGGAAUUGGGAUAUGUAGUUUUUCCGUUUUUAAAAAUAUUCAAACUCUUUGGAUUCAUGCCGAUUCGCUUGGAUCAAAGCUACCUGUUCAAUGAGCGCUCAAAAAUGGUAUGGGAUCUAUGGGCGAUACUGUGGUCCUUCCUCGGAAGUGUAAUCUAUGUGGGUGGUUUUGUUAUGGGAGUUUGCCAUAUCGCAUCGUCCAAAGGCAUUGAACGGUUACAUGAAUACAUCGUCAUAGCCUAUUUCACUACAUGGGGCCAACUUCUGUCGCUGUUUAUACUGGGUGGGUUUGGCGUCCUGCAUAAUUGGUUAAAUAUGCAACAGCUACAAUUACUCUUAAGCCGGAUUGCGAGAAUCGAUGAGCAAUUGGACCGGGCGACGGGCCGGGCCGUGAACUACGCCUGCAUGCGGAAAAAGCUCUUGAUGCAGUUUGUUGUGGUGUUCGUGUUAACUGCCUCGAUGUCGAUGAUCAACUGCAUCAUCAUCUAUUCGGACUCAGACAACUUGAUCUUCAGUUCGAGUUGUUUCUGGUUUGUGUGUUUCUUCCCGAUAUUGUUGCUGACAUUCAAGGAAUUUCAGUUCUACAAUAUGAUUUUUCUUGUCAAAUCGAAAUUUGAAAUAAUCAAUGAGGAACUGACUCGAUAUGGCAGUAACAGCCAGUCGCAGCGAGACCGAAUGCCGAAUGAUCUGCUUGAAAUAUUUCCGAAGUCGAAGUGCUCUGAAGAUGAUUUGAAGCAACUUUUGCAUAUUUACGUCAACUUAUCUGAUUGUGUGGACCUGCUGUUGCGGAUUUUCGCUUGGCAUCUGGUUUCAUUAACCAGCGUCUCGUUUGGAGUCAUAACCAUCCAGGGCUACAACUUGUUUGCUGCUCUAAUAGUCCGAGUUCUUCACAUGAGUAGUUAUCACUUGACCGUGACAAUUGGCUGGAUAUUCCUACAAAUUGGAGUUAUUUGUAUCAAUGUUAGUGUUUGCAGUGCAACGGACAGAGCGAUGUCUUUGACGGGGCCGCUGCUGCACAGAAUAACUGCAUCUAACAAUAGCGUCGAUCUUGCAUUUAAUCAAAUAAUUCAGAUAUUCUCUAUGGAAGUGGUGCAGCGAAGGAACAGCUUUACUGCAGCUGGCUUCUUCAAUAUGGACUAUAAGUUGAUAACCUCGAUUAUCGCCGCUGUGACUACAUACUUGUUAAUAAUAAUACAAUUCCACACCAGCAUGGGAAAUCCGAUAGUUCCGAGCGUUUAAAGUCAAUAUAUCAACUAGUCACCAACGCAGCCAGUCCCAAAAUCGCAAUCGCAAUCGAAUUAACCUUACAAACAAUGGCUAAAAUAGUGCCCUGAGAGCGUCAGCUGUUGGGCGUUUUUAUCGUCUAGUGCAGGAAGUGCAUUUUCAAGCAAAUAGCGUACAAUUAAUAUUAGAUAGAAAACAGCCACGAUAAUGUGCUUAUGCGCCAACAUGGCCUAACCAUUUAAUAUUGAACUACUGUAGUACGAAAAUGUCUCGAACUGUUCUGAAUAUAUAACAAUUGUAAACAUGUACACAUGUUGAAAGAAAGUGGGUGAGGAAGGAAAAUAUCAAUUCUAU